CACGCAUGUUCGCCGACGAUACUAACAUUACAGUGUCCGGUAAAUCAAUUAAGGAAGCUGAGGUUGCCGUUAAUGCUGAUCUCAAUAAUAUCAGAGAAUGGCUUCUGUCGAACAGGCUCUCUCUUAACCUUGUCAAAACACAGGCGGCCCAGACGUGUACACCAUUUCUUACUCAUAAUGAUAAAACGCGCUACCAUGUGUAUGAAACAGCUACCAAUAAAACGUAG
Molecule: messenger RNA, 227 nt
Organism: Paramuricea clavata
Lineage: Eukaryota; Metazoa; Cnidaria; Anthozoa; Malacalcyonacea; Plexauridae
Source: the annotation of a GenBank genome assembly